AUGGGCAUGCAAAAAUACCACCAUCAUUCCUCUCCUACUCUCCUCAACUGGUCCCAAUCACAAGAUACCACCUUCAUUCCUCUCCUACUCUCCCCAACUGUCCCAAUCACACAGAUACCACCUUCAUUCCUCUCCUACUCUCCCCAACUGUCCCAAUCACACAGAUACCACCUUCAUUCCUCUCCUACUCUCCUCAACUGGUCCCAAUCACAAGAUACCACCUUCAUUCCUCUCCUACUCUCCUCAACUGGUCCCAAUCACACAGAUACCACCUUCAUUCCUCUCCUACUCUCCCCAACUGUCCCAAUCACACAGAUACCACCUUCAUUCCUCUCCUACUCUCCUCAACUGGUCCCAAUCACAAGAUACCACCUUCAUUCCUCUCCUACUCUCCCCAACUGUCCCAAUCACACAGAUACCACCUUCAUUCCUCUCCUACUCUCCCCAACUGUCCCAAUCACACAGAUACCACCUUCAUUCCUCUCCUACUCUCCUCAACUGGUCCCAAUCACAAGAUACCACCUUCAUUCCUCUCCUACUCUCCUCAACUGGUCCCAAUCACACAGAUACCACCUUCAUUCCUCUCCUACUCUCCCCAACUGUCCCAAUCACACAGAUACCACCUUCAUUCCUCUCCUACUCUCCCCAACUGUCCCAAUCACACAGAUACCACCUUCAUUCCUCUCCUACUCUCCCCAACUGGUCCCAAUCACACAGAUACCACCUUCAUUCCUCUCCUACUCUCCCCAACUGGUCCCAAUCACACAGAUACAUCCUUCAUUCCUCUCCUACUCUCCCCAACUGGUCCCAAUCACACAGAUACCACCUUCAUUCCUCUCCUACUCUCCCCAACUGGUCCCAAUCACACAGAUACCACCUUCAUUCCUCUCCUACUCUCCCCAACUGGUCCCAAUCACAAGAUACCACCUUCAUUCCUCUCCUACUCUCCCCAACUGGUCCCAAUCACAAGAUACCACCUUCAUUCCUCUCCUACUCUCCCCAACUGGUCCCAAUCACAAGAUACCACCUUCAUUCCUCUCCUACUCUCCUCAACUGGUCCCAAUCACAAGAUACCACCUUCAUUCCUCUCCUACUCUCCUCAACUGGUCCCAAUCACAAGAUACCACCUUCAUUCCUCUCCUACUCUCCUCAACUGGUCCCAAUCACACAGAUACCACCUUCAUUCCUCUCCUACUCUCCCCAACUGGUCCCAAUCACACAGAUACCAUCUUCAUUCCUCUCCUACUCUCCCCAACUGGUCCCAAUCACAAGAUACCACCUUCAUUCCUCUCCUACUCUCCCCAACUGGUCCCAAUCACAAGAUACCACCUUCAUUCCUCUCCUACUCUCCCCAACUGGUCCCAAUCACAAGAUACCACCUUCAUUCCUCUCCUACUCUCCCCAACUGGUCCCAAUCACAAGAUACCACCUUCAUUCCUCUCCUACUCUCCCCAACUGGUCCCAAUCACAAGAUACCACCUUCAUUCCUCUCCUACUCUCCCCAACUGGUCCCAAUCACAAGAUACCACCUUCAUUCCUCUCCUACUCUCCCCAACUGGUCCCAAUCACACAGAUACCACCUUCAUUCCUCUCCUACUCUCCCCAACUGGUCCCAAUCACAAGAUACCACCUUCAUUCCUCUCCUACUCUCCCCAACUGGUCCCAAUCACAAGAUACCACCUUCAUUCCUCUCCUACUCUCCCCAACUGGUCCCAAUCACACAGAUACCAUCUUCAUUCCUCUCCUACUCUCCCCAACUGGUCCCAAUCACAAGAUACCACCUUCAUUCCUCUCCUACUCUCCUCAACUGGUCCCAAUCACAAGAUACCACCUUCAUUCCUCUCCUACUCUCCCCAACUGGUUCCAAUCACAAGAUACCACCUUCAUUCCUCUCCUACUCUCCCCAACUGGUCCAAAUCACACAGAUACCACCUUCAUUCCUCUCCUACUCUCCCCAACUGGUUCCAAUCACACAGAUACCACCUUCAUUCCUCUCCUACUCUCCCCAACUGGUCCCAAUCACACAGAUACCAUCUUCAUUCCUCUCCUACUCUCCCCAACUGGUCCCAAUCACAAGAUACCACCUUCAUUCCUCUCCUACUCUCCCCAACUGGUCCCAAUCACAAGAUACCACCUUCAUUCCUCUCCUACUCUCCCCAACUGGUCCCAAUCACAAGAUACCACCUUCAUUCCUCUCCUACUCUCCCCAACUGGUCCCAAUCACAAGAUACCACCUUCAUUCCUCUCCUACUCUCCCCAACUGGUCCCAAUCACAAGAUACCACCUUCAUUCCUCUCCUACUCUCCCCAACUGGUCCCAAUCACACAGAUACCACCUUCAUUCCUCUCCUACUCUCCCCAACUGGUCCCAAUCACAAGAUACCACCUUCAUUCCUCUCCUACUCUCCCCAACUGGUCCCAAUCACAAGAUACCACCUUCAUUCCUCUCCUACUCUCCCCAACUGGUCCCAAUCACACAGAUACCAUCUUCAUUCCUCUCCUACUCUCCCCAACUGGUCCCAAUCACAAGAUACCACCUUCAUUCCUCUCCUACUCUCCUCAACUGGUCCCAAUCACAAGAUACCACCUUCAUUCCUCUCCUACUCUCCCCAACUGGUUCCAAUCACAAGAUACCACCUUCAUUCCUCUCCUACUCUCCCCAACUGGUCCAAAUCACACAGAUACCACCUUCAUUCCUCUCCUACUCUCCCCAACUGGUUCCAAUCACAAGAUACCACCUUCAUUCCUCUCCUACUCUCCCCAACUGGUCCCAAUCACACAGAUACCACCUUCAUUCCUCUCCUACUCUCCUCAACUGGUCUCAAUCACACAGAUACCACCUUCAUUCCUCUCCUACUCUCCUCAACUGGUCCCAUUCACACAGAUACCACCUUCAUUCCUCUCCUACUCUCCCCAACUGGUCCCAAUCACACAUAUACCACCUUCAUUCCUCUCCUACUCUCCCCAACUGGUCCCAAUCACACAUAUACCACCUUCAUUCCUCUCCUACUCUCCUCAACUGGUCCCAUUCACACAGAUACCACCUUCAUUCCUCUCCUACUCUCCCCAACUGGUCCCAAUCACACAGAUACCACCUUCAUUCCUCUCCUACUCUCCUCAACUGGUCCCAAUCACACAGAUACAACCUUCAUUCCUCUCCUACUCUCCCCAACUGGUCCCAAUCACACAUAUACCACCUUCAUUCCUCUCCUACUCUCCCCAACUGGUCCCAAUCACACAGAUACCACCUUCAUUCCUCUCCUACUCUCCCCAACUGGUCCCAAUCACACAUAUACCACCUUCAUUCCUCUCCUACUCUCCCCAACUGGUCCCAAUCACACAGAUACCACCUUCAUUCCUCUCCUACUCUCCCCAACUGGUCCCAAUCACACAUAUACCACCUUCAUUCCUCUCCUACUCUCCCCAACUGGUCCCAAUCACACAUAUACCACCUUCAUUCCUCUCCUACUCUCCUCAACUGGUCCCAUUCACACAGAUACCACCUUCAUUCCUCUCCUACUCUCCCCAACUGGUCCCAAUCACACAGAUACCACCUUCAUUCCUCUCCUACUCUCCCCAACUGGUCCCAAUCACACAGAUACAACCUUCAUUCCUCUCCUACUCUCCUCAACUGGUCCCAAUCACACAGAUACAACCUUCAUUCCUCUCCUACUCUCCCCAACUGUCCCAAUCACACAGAUACCACCUUCAUUCCUCUCCUACUCUCCCCAACAAGAUACCACCUUCAUUCCUCUCCUACUCUUCCCAACUGGUCCCAAUCACACAGAUACAACCUUCAUUCCUCUCCUACUCUCCCCAACAAGAUACCACCUUCAUUCCUCUCCUACUCUACCCAACUGGUCCCAAUCACACAGAUACCACCUUCCGAAGCAGGACGUGA
Biomphalaria glabrata is the source of this 3900-nucleotide messenger RNA. RefSeq lists its product as uncharacterized. The record is from RefSeq and is a predicted model, not a curated record. NCBI's taxonomy places the organism in Eukaryota, Metazoa, Mollusca, Gastropoda, Planorbidae. The transcript is spliced from 3 exons. Bases 1 to 3900 code for a protein of 1299 amino acids.